AUGUGCGUUUCAUCAGCAUACUCGUUCAAGUACUCGUUCCCCAUCCAUCGGGGCAAGUAUACUUUCGACAACCAGUACCGCAACCAAGUGUACUCGCGCAACCUUUGUGUUCGGCAUGGCGGCAAGGGGCAGGGCAGCUUCGAAGGCUGCUCCGUCAACUCGCGCAUCGGCAGCUUUUGCACCAAGCACGGUCCAUUUGAUGCGGUCGUGCUCAAGCCACUUGCGGGGCUUCCGCUUCGGGGGUAG
This is a messenger RNA of Aphanomyces astaci, 246 nucleotides long. RefSeq lists its product as hypothetical. Bases 1 to 246 code for a protein of 81 amino acids. The transcript has a single exon. NCBI's taxonomy places the organism in Eukaryota, Oomycota, Saprolegniomycetes, Saprolegniales, Verrucalvaceae. The record is from RefSeq and is a predicted model, not a curated record.